This is a messenger RNA of Penicillium samsonianum, 1614 nucleotides long. Its product is annotated as MDR family MFS transporter. Gene Ontology annotation, biological process: transmembrane transport. The transcript has a single exon. NCBI's taxonomy places the organism in Eukaryota, Fungi, Ascomycota, Eurotiomycetes, Eurotiales, Aspergillaceae. The record is from RefSeq and is a predicted model, not a curated record. Gene Ontology annotation, molecular function: transmembrane transporter activity. Bases 1 to 1614 code for a protein of 537 amino acids.
AUGGCCGAGCCAGACAUCACCGAUUCCAGCCCCAAGAAAGGCUGGCGCUUUGUGGCCAUCUUCUCGGCUCUAUGUAUGGCUACAUUUUUGGCAGCUCUCGAUACAGCCAUCAUCGCGACCGCGCUGCCCACUAUCGCUGCAGCACUCAACUCGGAAGCUCUCUAUGUCUGGACAAUUACUUCCUACCUUCUCGCCUCGACGGCCGUCCAGCCGCUUUUCGGACAGACCGCUGACAUCUUCGGCCGGCGGGACCUCACACUUCUUUCCGUUGCUCUGUUUGCUCUUGGUAGUGGUAUCGCUGGUGGUGCGAAUAGCACCGCGAUGAUGAUAGGAGGACGAACCGUUCAGGGCAUUGGCGGAGGCGGCAUCAAUGUCAUGGUUGAGAUUGUGGUCUGUGAUCUUGUCUCACUCCGCGAACGAGGAAAGUAUGUUGGAAUAAUCGGCUCAAUGUGGGCAAUUGGAUCGGUCGUCGGUCCCAUUGUCGGCGGCGCUUUGUCUCAACAUACCACCUGGCGCUGGAUAUUCUACAUUAAUCUUCCCUUGUCGGGUGCCGCUCUCGCACUUUUGAUUCCAUUCCUACGUCUGAAUUAUCGCCGAGAAGGUACAAUAAUCGAUCGCUUGAAGCGAGUAGACUAUCUGGGCAAUACCAUUCUUAUCCUUGCCGUGAUAUCCGUUCUACUGGCUCUAACCUGGGGUGGAACUGUGCAUGCCUGGUCUUCAUGGCGCACGAUCGUCCCAUUGGUUUUAGGCUUGGCCGGUCUUGCUGGAUUCUUGGUUUAUGAAGCUUCUCCGGCUGUGAAGGAGGCCACCAUGCCGAUUUCUCUAUUCACGAAUCGCACGUCUGCCACGACAUACCUGUUGAGCUUCUUGCAUGGAAUAAUUCUGUACUGGGCGUGCUACUUCUUACCGGUCUAUUUUCAAGCUGUACUAGAGGCUUCGCCCACACGAUCAGGGAUCAUGCUCUUGCCAAUCGCAACAACAACCGCACCAUUUGGGGUGGCGGCUGGAGUUCUAAUCACCGUCACUGGCCACUAUCGCAUUUUCCAUUUCUUGGGCUUCGGUCUGAUGACCAUCGCAUGUGGACUCUUCAGUCUUCUUGAUGAGCAUUCGACCGCGGGCGACUGGAUUGGCUUCCAGAUUUUGUUUGGAGUUGGCGCCGGCUUUAUUUUUACCAGUUGUCUACCGGCUAUCCUCGCGGCCUUGCCCGAGUCUGAAGUGGCCAGGGCUACAGCGACGUGGACGUUCCUGCGAAGCUUCGGGUCUGUAUGGGGUACUGCUAUCCCUUCGGCGAUAUUCAAUUCACACGUAAACAAUCUCGUCGCCUCCAUUCCCGAUGCGGCUACCAGAGUACUCAUGGUUAACGGCGGAGCUUAUGAACAUGCUACUGUCACAUUCAUUCGCUCUUACAAUGGCUCGCCGCUCAAAAUGGAUAUCAUACGUGUUUAUGUGGACAGUUUGCGCUUAAUUUGGUAUGUGGCACUCCCAUUUGCAGGAAUCGGCUUCCCCUUGGCAUUUUUGAUCAAGGGACUGCAUCUCCGGGAUGAGCUAAACACAGAGUUUGGAAUGACGGAGAACAACGAGCGCGAUGAAAAGCAACCCGCAUCAAAAGCUUAG